CACUGAACCUUAUGGGUAAAUUUAACUUGACUCAUGACCAAUUUGAGUCAUGACCAGAGUCCUGGAAUGGAUUAAGUUCAUGAACCAAGGUACCAGUGUACUAUAGUUCACCAAAUCCCUGCUUUUUUGUUAAUUACCUAUCUGCUUUUACUUUUCCCACAUACUUGUAAAUCAUAUUUAAAUGCUUAGCUUUAAUUUCAGAUGCCUGGCCCUCAAAACUGAUAUUAGGCAAGAGACAGAGGUUAUCAUGGGUUUGUCUGCAUCCUCCCCAUCGAUUGCACUUCCGGCAAGUGUUUCAGAAAAGCCUCAGACUGCACCUUCAGAAUGUCCCAUGCACCAGAAGAACAUGGAAGGUAAUUGCUAACUCAGCUAAAAACACUGGGGAAGUAGUUCUAUUUUUUAGCUUGGUUAACAAGUUUAACAAUAAGAACAGAAUUCUGCAUUUUUGACAUGACAAGUAUGCUGCCACCCUGUGGUGAAAAGCCCCAGCCUUUGAGCUGCACAGUUUGGUGGGGACAGUUGCCACCUAUCCUAUAAUUCUUUAGCCUUCUAGUUUUAGAUUUUUUUUAAACGAGAAAUGCUUUGUUGAAAUGCAAAUUUGACUUGGAGAUUUGAUACUGGAAUGCUUUUGCUGUAUUAUACUGCUGUCCAGACUAUUCUAGUAGCUAUGCCAGCUAUGUUUACACCUGGAAACAGUAGGAGUUACUAGUGUUUCAUGUUACGUAACUUUGCUCCUUUUCAAAAUCUUGGUUGAUCUCUCAUUUAAUUUGUUUGGGUUUGAAUUCUUUAUAAUCUUCUUUAAUUUUAUAAUCUUAUAUCUGGAGUGUUGUGUUCUAUUUCGAGUUCAAGCAGAUUUGGAAAAGGAUGUACCCUUUACAGGUUUGUGUGUUGAAGUCUAAUUCAUAAUAAAUACAAUUCCGUUGUGAGUUACAGCACACUAGUGCAGAGGGAGGUUAAUGGACUUAAAUGCAAAUAAGGUUUUUCCUCAUUUGUUUACAGUUUGUGCAGUUGUUCGUAAUUUAGAUGAGCUACCAUAGAAAGUGGCAGAAAGUACACACUGCACUUUUAUGUGUUACCCUGAAAAAUCUCUUUCCAAUCAUGGUAUUUCACGCUGUGCAAAUAGCAGCAGAAGUAAAGUUUGAGCUAAGGAUGUAUGGUAAAAAGAUAAGAACCUGUUCACUUGCCUUUAAAUUACAGUUUUGCUGUUCAGUAUCAUGCUUUGUUUCAGGCUGCCCAGUGCACAUGAAAUCAGGUUCCAGUCCUGAUGAGAACCAGAACUUUGCUGUCCCUGCACAUCAAGAAAGAGCAUAUGAAUAUGUGGAGUGCCCUGUUAAGUCUAAUGUUCAUGAGAAGAUUGAUCCAAGCAAUAUGAUGCCACCUCCUAAUCAAGUACCAUCUCCUGAUCAGCCAUUCCCAUUGUCUACAGUGAGAGAAGAGUCUUCUAUUCCUAGAGCUGCUUCUGAAAAGAAAUGGGUUUAUCCUUCAGAACAGAUGUUCUGGAACGCAAUGCUUAGAAAAGGAUGGCGAUGGAAAGAUGAUGACUUAAAACCUGAAGAUAUGUCUAAUAUAAUCAAGCUUCAUAAUCAGAAUAAUGAGCAGGCUUGGAAAGAAAUUUUGAAAUGGGAAGCACUUCAUGCUAGAGAAUGCCCAUGUGGACCAGCCCUUAUUCGGUUUGGAGGUAAAGCUAAGGAGUACUCACCAAGAGCCCGAAUACGAUCCUGGAUGGGCUAUGAACUACCUUUUGAUAGACAUGAUUGGGUUGUUGACCGCUGUGGAACAGAAGUUCGAUAUGUCAUUGAUUAUUAUGAUGGAGGAGAAGUAGAUAAGAACUAUCAGUUUACCAUUUUGGAUGUUCGUCCUGCUUUUGAUUCCUUUUCUGCUGUGUGGGAUAGGAUGAAGGUGGCUUGGUGGCGCUGGACUUCAUAAAUAUAUUUGAAAGAAUGGUCAAUUGGUGUUGCACUGACUUUGGACUUUAAUAAAGUUUAUAGUGACAGCACUUCUAUUUAAUUGUAUUAUAUUUGCCAGUGGGGAAAAUUGCUUUUCUUUAAUCAGGACUUUAAUUGAAGAAUAUGGUGUGUGUGUGUUUUCUACCAAAAUUGGAAAAUAUCAUGGGAAUGUUAUGCUUGGUAAGGAGUAUAGAAGGCAUAAGGAAUUCCUUAGUCAUUCCUUAUGACUAAGGAAUUAGUUAUAACUGCUAUGGAAUGAGAAUAGCUGUUAUUUGAUAUCAUAUAUACCAGAAAAGUAACUGCCAUUAAGGUAGAGCCUCUAUGCUAUAUUACAGUAACAUAUUUGAAAGGGAAGAGUUUAUCUGUUUUGGAAUGAUAUGUAUUGUUGUCAAUGCUAGGAAAGAAAACUGACAUUUAAAAUGUAAAAAAUCAUGUAAAAGUCAUGUAAAAAAUCUAUAUUAUUAAAUGCUAUUUGAGUCACUCUAUAUUGAAGCCUCCAGCCUCCACAUAUUUAGUCUAUGUUGAGCAUUCAAUCUUAUCAAACAGCUACAGGCUACAUAUAAAUUUAGGUGUUGUGUAAUUGAACCACUUUAACAACUUUAAGAAAUUAUCUGAAUAUAGUUUCACAUCCUUCUUUUCCCCUUACAAGAUAGUAAAGGUAAAGUGGCAGUUGGAUAAUUAAAGCACAAACCUUUGUGAGUUUAAACAGUGAAAGGGCCUACAAUGCCCAGGAUAUCCCAGCUGGGGCAUGCUGGGAGUUAAAGGCCUUUUCUUCUGUCUAAACUUGCAUAUGAUUGUGCCUUUAAUUUCCCAUUGAGUUUUCGCUAAUGCCUGUUAAUUUUUUAAAAAUGCACUCUUUAGCCUACUAAAAGCAAAAAGUGACUAUAGUAAAUUCAUGCAUUUUUACUAUAGCUGAUAUGGUAUAAUUUGGGGGUUUUGACAUGCUGACAGGUACUAAGAAAAACCGUUUGUCCUCUAAAUUCAUGAUUAAGAGAUUCCUGUAAAAAUGGUAAUAUUUUUAGAACACAGAAGAGUUCUGAAAUGGCUUGUGUUGCUUGCUUUUUAAAGAAGAAAUAGAUUUGAAUAUAUAUCAUUAGUAAGCCUACUUAUCUUCUUUUCAACUGGAUUUUCAUGGAAGCUGCCUGAAAAUUUUUUUUAGAGAUUUUGUUCCUUGUCUUUUCAAGGUGAUCAAACAGAAAAUGUUUAUUUUUCAGUGGUGAUAAACUUGCCACUCUAAAUUAAACUCAUAUGUGAAUCAGUCUUUCAGUUUCUGCUCAUGUGGAUCAGCAACUAUUACCUGGUGUACAAAUGAGUGGUAAAGUGCACCUGCUUUCUGUUUUGCCUGCCUAUUUAUACUGCUUCAGAAAUGGCACUACUCCAAGCACCUGAACAGCUGUAUAGGUAGUUGGCAUCUACCUGUGCUGCUGUGUGCAUCACUCCCCACCCUCACUGGGCGUUAAAAGGAUAUUAUGCACAAGAGCAGCAAACAAGGUGAGUGAAGAAGGCAGUGAUGAGUCUCUUCUUGAAUAAUUUUUAUAAAGCUAUUAUGAAUGGACCAUCCUCUCUUCAUAUAUCCCAGCCUUUGGGAUAUUUUCAGCACAGGCACACAAACAUAACACAGAAGGGAGGCCUAAUAACAUUUGAAAAGAAGAUUUGGGAAGAGCAAGCAUAAAAUUAUACUCCUGCUGGUGAAGAAACCAAUAAUUAGGAGAUAAAAUAAUGUUUUUGCUUAAUGGCUCUGUCUAUUCAAUAUUAUUCACAAUUGAUUGUCAAAUUUAAAAUGUUGAACUUGAUUUUUUUUUUUUUGGAAUUCACAGAGGGUAGGUAUAAACCAUCUAGUAUUUUGAAAUCUAAAUUCUACCACUUUAUAUGAAAAUUUUAUCUAUGUGACUAAUUUACACAUGCUGUAUGAGUUGCUAUUAUUCUAGAGUAUGUAUCUGUUGUAUAUAGAAGGCUUCAGUCAUGUGUUGGCAGUGCUUCUGCUUUAAUAAACUCUUAUUUUUACCUCA
Molecule: messenger RNA, 3955 nt
Organism: Varanus komodoensis (Komodo dragon)
Lineage: Eukaryota; Metazoa; Chordata; Lepidosauria; Squamata; Varanidae
Product: holocytochrome c-type synthase
Exons: 5
Coding region: 1024-1926 (300 amino acids)
Biological process (GO): cytochrome c-heme linkage
Cellular component (GO): mitochondrion
Molecular function (GO): holocytochrome-c synthase activity
Source: RefSeq, a predicted model, not a curated record